Dreissena polymorpha is the source of this 2620-nucleotide messenger RNA. Its product is annotated as FMRFamide receptor-like. Gene Ontology annotation, cellular component: membrane. The coding region runs from base 157 to 1302 and encodes 381 amino acids. The transcript is spliced from 4 exons. Gene Ontology annotation, molecular function: G protein-coupled receptor activity. The record is from RefSeq and is a predicted model, not a curated record. Gene Ontology annotation, biological process: G protein-coupled receptor signaling pathway. Lineage: Eukaryota; Metazoa; Mollusca; Bivalvia; Myida; Dreissenidae.
GAUUGGCUGUUUUAUGACUUAUGGCUAGACAUUUUGAAAUCUUGAAAUCUAUAUAAACAAUUGUCACCCCUUCCUGAAAAAGGUCGCUUUUUGACGAAUGGUUGUCACUUUGCAAUCGCGGACAUAGACUUAAAGACGCCUUUUUACAAGGAUAAAAUGAAUACAACUUUAAUAUCACCGGUGUCUGUCACAAACAACACCAUCAUCGGCAACAUCUCGGUAACAGACAUUGAUCCAAUGGUCCAAGCGGACUCGAUGGGGAUGGAAUUUGCCGACAAAAUGCACUUCGUUUCAAGCGCCAUUAUCGGACCUAUUUUCGUCUGCCUCGGACUCGUCGGCAAUAUAUUAUCCGUACUCGUAUGGCGACGGCGGAAGAUGCGCUCGUCCACGGGCACGUAUCUGAUCGGUCAGGCAAUAGCGGACAUGGGGCUGCUUGUGUUUUUCAUGCUGACCGACAGUAUAUUAAAGUUCUGGCCCUCCAUCGCGACUUCGUCGGCGUACGGAGCGUUCUUUGCGUACGUUGGCUACCCGAUUUUCUUCCUGUUCGUGGUGUGCAGUAUCUGGUUCACCGUCGGCGUCACCGUGGAUCGCUACAUACAGGUGUGCUGGAUCAACAAAGCUAAGGAAAUGUGCAGCGAGAAAAGGGCUUGGAUAGGUCUCGGUCUAAUAACCCUCCUGUGUUUCUUUGUCAAUACACCGCACUUCGCUACGUACGAACCCGUGCCCGACGUCGAGCGUAACGCCUCUGACAUUGGCUUUCGCUUCACGGAAUACGGCAGCAGCACCGGAAGCAUUAACUAUGAAUUCUGGAUACACUGCAUGAUCCUCGUGCUUGUCCCUUGGGCCACUAUUUUCACGCUGAACAUGCUCAUUAUACAGCGGGUAACCAGUAUCAACCGGCAGAUGGACGCCAAGCGGGGGUCGUCGGGCAAAGAGAAGGCCCGGAAGUCCGAGGCUCAGUUGACCCGUUUGCUGCUCAUGGUUACCUUCACCUUCUUGGUGCUGAUCGCGUUCCAAUGCAUCACACAGUGCUUCUUCAUGCUGAAGUCGGGUGACCAUGUGGUCGUUUCCAAAGCGUUUUCGAUCGCGAAAUUAGGCAUCGUUAUCAACUCUUCGAUCAACUUUUUCCUGUAUUGUUUAAGCGGCAAACGUUUUCGGAAGGAACUCCGAUCUGUCGUCUGUUCCCGUUUCCAGGGUGAUUUCAGCGUUUCCACGAGUGUCUCAAUGUCAGAGCGCACAUCUUCGUCUGCUAUUUCAAGAACAAAGUCGGCAUUGUCGGAAAAAAAGUCAGGGCACGCGUAAUUGAUUUACGAGUCAAAUAAAUCACACAAAUAUUUGUUUCAAUAUAGAACAGACAGUUAUCAACAUAACGCCAUAGUAAAUAUGUUUAUUGUUUGAUGUGUUUGCUGUAAUAACAUUAACCUCGAGUGUGUGAUUAGUUUUUGUUUUCGCUUUGUUUUUUCAUGACAUCUAAAAUGCACUUUCAUGCAACAGUUAAUUGGUUGUUCAUCGUUAGCCGUAUGUCCACUCAGAGCCAUUGAGAAAUACUAAUCAUCCAUAUGUUCCGGAUGAUGACGUCAAUCGAAACCUCUGGACCUUAACACUUAAAGGAAAAGCUGUGCGACACAAUUUACAUUCUUAACAUUUGACCAAAGGACGGAUGUAGCUUUAAUUACUUUCGAUGUUAAAGACCGAUAGCAAGCGGUAAAACAUGUGGUCAAGUCUUCACAUGCAAUUUGCCCGAUAUCAAAUCACAUGACUUGUUGACAUGAAUAUAUCUAACCCAUUAUGAAUUAAUAAAAUAAGAAAUCAUGUCUGUCUGUCCGUCCGUCCUUGCCACUAUCUCCUCCUACACUAUAAGCACUAGAACCUUAAAACUUACACACAUGGUAGUUAUGAGCAUAUGUGCAACCCUUGAAUUUUGAUCUGACCCCUGGGUCAAAAGUUAUGGGGGUUGGGGGGUGGCCGGGUCAGUGAUUUUCACUCAUUUUUUAUGUUAUGUACUUUAACAUUGGCCAUAACUUUUGCAAUAUUGAAGAUAGAAACUUGAUAUUUGGCAUGCAUGUGGCAUGCAUGUGUAUCUCAUGGAGCUGCACAUUUUGAGUGGCGAAAGGUCAAGGUCAAUGUCAUCCUUCAAGGUCAAAGGUAAAAAACAAAUCUAAGGGAAGUAAUAAGCUUUAAAGGGAGGUAAUUAAUUAACCUGCCAAAUGAUUUUUUUUAAUAAAUCAAAGUGGCGCAGUAGGGGGCAUUGUGUUUUUGACAAAUACAUCUCUUGUUUUAUGUUAUUUUACAUUAACUUCUUCAUUUCUACACCGGUUUACUUCCAAUUGAUACUGAACAUUUCUUAUGACAAUACGGUAAAUCUCAACUAUGCAUGACCCCAUUACCAACCCUGGGGCGCCCCAUGGGUCAAACAUACGGCAUGGGGAUAUGCUUCGGCCUCUGCCGCGCCAUUUUCAGUCUUCGCUUGUUGUUAUCUAAUUAUUAUGAUAAUCAGUAUGUUGAGUUAUACAGUAUCGUAUCGAAUCAUGCAUGAAAAUGUUAAAACAUUUCGUUAUGCCCAGUACCAUAAUACAAAUCUCUGCGUAAAACAUACGUAUGAAAUAAAUGAUAUACAACA